Molecule: messenger RNA, 579 nt
Organism: Caenorhabditis remanei
Lineage: Eukaryota; Metazoa; Nematoda; Chromadorea; Rhabditida; Rhabditidae
Exons: 6
Coding region: 1-579 (192 amino acids)
Source: RefSeq, a predicted model, not a curated record
AUGUUUCAAGAAAAAGAUGUUGGACAACCGAAACGGUGGGGUUGUCUAGUGGCGGUGUUUGUGAUCAUGACAGUGUUUAACAUCACGGUUGUAAUUAUUAUUAGAGGACUUCUGGAUACAGAAGAUGAGUACGACAAUCCACUCAUUCAAGGAGAAACGCGGGAAGAGUUGACUGCAUUUCUGGGUAUUUUUACCAUGACUUUCUUUUUCUGCUGCUGUGGAUGUUUUUGUUGCGGUUGUGCUUGUUGCAGAUGGUGCUUCUUCCAAUUCCCAUACGGAGUCUCCAGACUCUGGCGUGCCAUCCCUAACCUGUUUGUCAACAAUAUGGAUCACUUCCCGAUUCACAAGUUCAAAGACCAAGAAGAAGCGGCGCCAAACGAGGAUCAUGUGGCCAAUGCCAGAGGUGUUUUAUCAAAGAAGAUGGAUGAGAAGCAGUCAGACCGUUGUGCUUAUGAAAAUACCGGUUAUGUGGAUAUCAUUGAGAUGGACCGCUUUCCACAACAACCCCGUCUUAUUCUGCCACCUGCCGCUCAUGGCCGUCUUCGUUCCCAAAGUAUUGAUGUUUCAGUUAUUGUUUAA